This is a messenger RNA of Nanorana parkeri, 861 nucleotides long. RefSeq names its product opioid growth factor receptor-like. The record is from RefSeq and is a predicted model, not a curated record. Gene Ontology annotation, cellular component: membrane. NCBI's taxonomy places the organism in Eukaryota, Metazoa, Chordata, Amphibia, Anura, Dicroglossidae. The transcript has 8 exons. The coding region runs from base 1 to 861 and encodes 286 amino acids. Gene Ontology annotation, molecular function: opioid growth factor receptor activity.
AUGGCGCGUACGAGGGGUCUCAGGAGGUUGUUUGCCUCGUUUGUAUUUGGACUGGGGGACCUCAUCUGGAUGCCGGGGCAUAAUCCGCGGAGAAGAGCACCCCGGGACAUGCAGAAUUACAGACAUGGCUAUCCGGACAAGUCACCCAAGCCAAACCUUCUGUUCUACCAGAACAAGAUACGCUUUGAGCCUGAUGGAGAAUACAUAGACUACAUCCAUGAACGUUGGUGCAAUGAAUAUGAGACGCUAGAGAUGAACCAUAACUUCAUUCAAUGGCUGUUUCCUCUUCGGGAGCGCGGUGUGAACUGGUUAGCCACUCCCCUCACUCUGAGCGAGAUUGAGUUGAUGAAGAAGGAUAAAAAGGUCAUGGCGAGGAUUCUUAAGUCAUACAAACUCAUGCUGGGAUUUUAUGGGAUUGUAUUGGUGGACGCCGACACAGGCAUGGUCGCCCGGGCAGAAGACAACUGGGAGGAUAGAUUUUACAACCUGAACAAUCACACACACAACAGCUUGCGGAUCACAAGGAUAUUGAAGUGUCUGGGGGAGAUGGGCUACGAAAAACUACAGGCCCCACUGGUGAGGUUUUUCCUGGAGGAGACCCUGUGCAAUGGCAAUCUACCAAAUUUGAAAGAAAGUGCUUUGGACUAUUUCAUGUUCACUGUGAAGGAAAAGAAAGAACGGCAAAAGCUGGUGCACUUUGCUUGGAUGAACUACGAACCACAAGAAAUGUUUAUUUGGGGGCCUGUGGACAAGCUCAGAAAGUUUAAUCCUCUGCCACAAGAUGCUGAGUCAAAAUGGGAGCCUGACGUUCCAGGAGAGGUCAAAGUGCAAAUAGACAGUGAAGUCUCUGGAAGUUUGUAA